CUCCUCACCCUCUGCGAGCUCCACAGAUAUUCUGUCGCAACGCAACAACUUCGCGUCUACGAUGGGUCUGCCACCGCCUACGUCAAUCUUUGAGCGAACGGGAUACGCGAUUGGUGUCGCUAUCGCUAGCAUCAAAACCGAAGGGUGGCUUAAACGCUAUGGGAUUUCAAGGAUAGAUCACUGGAAGGCUACACUUUGCGUCACGUGCGCUAAAGCUCUGCGUUUCAAUGGGUCGCGUAUACUGCAUGAUUUAGACGAAACGAUCGAACAAUCACUCGAGACAUGUCCACUUUGCGCUAUAGCGGAAUUCUUCUGCUCACUGCACCAGAAUAACUUCGAAAGAGUUACGUUGAAUCUUGUUGAAAACCCCGGGAUGAAGUGCCGGUUGAGUCUGCGCUUUACAACCGGCAGCUAUGUCAAGACCGAGGUCAUCGAGGGAGCGAAGAUCAAGUAUAGCCCUUUGUCUUCGCACAAGUUCAGUGCCCCGGCGCCCAGUACUCUGUCUUCAGAGUCGAUAGGCUUCUUGAAGCAGCAGUUGCAGACAUGCCUCAAACGCCACCCAGAAUGCCUAUCAGCAUCAAACGUACCACCAAGUCGUCUGUUGCAGGUGGAGCUUACAGCCAACUCUAUACAAGACCCCAAUAGCACCAUACACCUCGUGGACGGAAGCGCAGCAGUUGGUGGUUCAUAUGUCACGCUUUCGCACUGUUGGGGUAAAGCAAAUUUCAAGCAACUGACUUCAACAACGGAGUUUGAACUACGCGCAGGACUAACUUCACAAGCGCUACCCAAAACCUUCCAAGACGCAAUUUACGUCUGUCAACAACUUGGUCAGCAGUAUCUUUGGAUCGAUUCUCUGUGCAUCCGCCAGGAUGAUCCCGAAGACUGGGAUCGGGAAGCAGCGAAAAUGCAUCUUGUGUACGCAAACGCGGUUUUCAAUAUCGCCGCUACAGGCGCCGCUAACUCGUCUGUUGGCUUGUCCUUCCAAAGAAACCCUCUUGCUCAUCAGCCUUUCUGCGUCCACACUGGGACUGGAGGACAUGAUCGGUGGCUUUUCUUACCAGAUUGGUCCGAUCACACCAUAUUAGAGAGUCCGCUCAAUCGAAGAGCAUGGGUAUCGCAAGAGCGUUUUCUGUCUAAUCGGAUCAUGCACUUCACCACCGCAGGCCUUUACUGGGAGUGCAGAAGAUCUAGAGCCAGCGACCUGCGCCCAACUCAUGGACCUCUAGGCGGCUGGUUCAACUUCUCCUCAUUUUCUGCGCUGAGGGUCCUUCUCGACUACUUCAGUUUCAGAGGGAAAUCAAUUGCGUCUCUGAAUAGAAAAGAGAGUUGACUCCUUUACUCAAGCUGGGAAAUGUUGGUCAUCGCGUAUACCCUAUGUGGACUAACUCAAGAAGGAGACAAGCUGAUAGCUUUCAACGGAAUAGCUCGGUGGAUGGAAGAGAAUGUAGAAGCAGCUAUG
Boeremia exigua is the source of this 1462-nucleotide messenger RNA. Its product is annotated as heterokaryon incompatibility protein-domain-containing protein. Bases 62 to 1333 code for a protein of 423 amino acids. The transcript is spliced from 2 exons. The record is from RefSeq and is a predicted model, not a curated record. NCBI's taxonomy places the organism in Eukaryota, Fungi, Ascomycota, Dothideomycetes, Pleosporales, Didymellaceae.